AUGCAGGCCAGCGUUGCGGCCCGGCCCGCGCUGGGCGCUCGGCCCUUCAGCGCCAGAGAUGCCCCGACAGCCCGCGCUGCGCCUCUACCAGGUGUCGGUCGGGUGGGCCCGCCGGCCGCGUCGAGGCUCGUGCAGUCCGUGCAGCGGUCCCAGGGGGGCAUGCAGGGGCGCAGCGAGGCGCACGUCGUCCGCGCUGAGGAGGGCAAGGUCGGGAAGGUCCAGAUCGGCCAGUCGGGCAAGACGAACAUCCGCCGCGCGGCGCUAGCCAUCCGGCGCUUCGGCUACGUCUCAUUCUGGGCGCAGCUCGGCCUCUCCCUGGUCUCCGCGAUCGUCCUGCUCUUCUCCGUUGCCUUCAGCCGCGAGAGCAGCCAGAGUGUCUCCCUCUACUUCACGCUGUUCGGCAUCAUGGCGAGCAUCCUGUCGACGUUCUGGGCGUUCGGGUACACCCGCCUGGCGCGCACGAUGUUCAAGUACGGCGCGUACCUCGAAGGCAAGCUCAAGAAGUCAGACGGAGUGAAGGAGGUCACCAAGUACAGGGUGUACCAGUCGUUGGUGCGUGGCGUGAUCAUCAACAUGGCCGGCUUCGGCGCGACGGUGCUGGGGAUGCAGGCGACCGUCGGGCUGCUCGUCGCGAAGACGCUCACGUCCGCCACCGCGAACCCGUUCCUCGCCGGCGGCGCCUCGUCCUGGAACCCCGUCCUGGCCCUCGACGUCUUCCUGGUGCAGGCGUCGGCAAACACGCUGCUGGCGCACUUCGUGUCGCUCUGCGUGAACCUGCUCCUCAUGCGGCAGCUCGCGCUCGGCGGCGCGGUGUCGGACGUGCCGGGAACGGACCCCAAGGCGCAGCCAGCGUGA
Messenger RNA from Pedinophyceae sp. YPF-701, 855 nucleotides. NCBI's taxonomy places the organism in Eukaryota, Viridiplantae, Chlorophyta, Pedinophyceae. The record is from the annotation of a GenBank genome assembly.